Molecule: messenger RNA, 2961 nt
Organism: Microtus ochrogaster (prairie vole)
Lineage: Eukaryota; Metazoa; Chordata; Mammalia; Rodentia; Cricetidae
Gene: Cln6
Product: CLN6 transmembrane ER protein
Biological process (GO): lysosome organization
Cellular component (GO): endoplasmic reticulum; membrane
Source: RefSeq, a predicted model, not a curated record
UCCUCCCUCCUCCUGCUCCUCCCCGCCCCGGGGCCCCGUGCCGCCCGCGCAGUCUUCUCUCCUCCCAGACGGUGUUGCCGAGCGGGGCGGCCAUGGAGGCAGCGGCGCGGAGGCGACAGCUCCCGGGAGCCGCGGGCGGCCCAGGCGCCACGUUUGUGCAGGCCAGGCAUGGCUCUGCGAAGGCUGAAGAGACAGACCACACGGCUCCCUUCCACUUUGACCUCUGGUUCUACUUCACACUGCAGAACUGGGUUCUGGACUUCGGCCGCCCCAUUGCCAUGUUGGUGUUCCCACUCCAGUGGUUUCCCCUCAACAAGCCGAGCGUCGGGGACUACUUCCACAUGGCCUACAAUGUCAUCACGCCCUUCCUUCUGCUCAAGCUCAUCGAGCGGUCCCCCCGCACGCUGCCUCGGUCUAUAAUCUACGUCAGUAUCAUCACCUUCAUCAUGGGAGCCAGCAUCCACCUGGUGGGCGACUCCGUCAACCACCGCCUGCUCUUCAGUGGGUACCAGCACCACCUGUCCGUCAGAGAGAACCCCAUCAUCAAGAAUCUCAAGCCAGAGACGCUGAUCGACUCCUUUGAGCUGCUGUACUACUAUGAUGAGUACCUGGGCCAUUCCAUGUGGUACAUCCCCUUCUUCCUCAUCCUCUUCAUGUACUUCAGUGGCUGUUUUACUACCUCCAAGACUCAGAGCCACAUGCCAGGGCCUGCCCUGCUCCUGGUGGGGCCCAGUGGCCUGUACUACUGGUACCUGGUCACCGAGGGUCAGAUCUUCAUUCUCUUCAUCUUCACCUUCUUCGCCAUGCUGGCUCUCGUCUUCCACCAGAAGCGUAGGCGCCUCUUCCUAGACAGCAACGGCCUCUUCCUCUUCUAUUCCUUUGCCCUCACCCUCUCCCUGGUGGUGCUGUGGGUUGCCUGGCUGUGGAAUGACCCUGUCCUCCGAAAGAAGUACCCUGGUGUCAUCUAUGUCCCCGAGCCCUGGGCCUUCUACACACUCCACGUCAGCAGUCAGCACUGAGGCUGCCUGGGAGAAACAGGCCAUGGAUAUUUGUACAUGGGUGCACAUGUGCAUCGUGGGAAUGCGGGCUGUGCACUGUGCCCUGCACACAGGGAUUGGCAGAGUGCACUGUUGAGAGACUCAGCUGCCUUGGUCAGGGUCUUUUGUUUGUUUUUUGCUUUGGACUUAAGAUGGAAUUUAGUUUGGGGAAGUAUAUGAAGGCCAAGAUCCUGGCCCCUGCCCUCCCUGUAUUACACCACUAUUAGAGGUACCUGAGGAACACUCCUAUCUCCCAGGACCAGGCUGGCCUUCCGGUGGCCUUGCAGGUGAGGUCUGGGCGGGGCAGAAGCAGAAGACUCUGCCACCUACCCAGAAGCUGGCUAGCCCUGAAGCCACCUGCCCCUGGACCCUAGCUUUCUAUGUCAGUGUCUAGGCCACAACUUCUGUUCUUUGAACAGAGCAUUUCCAUCUCUGGGCCUCACUUGUUCUAGAGGGCCCUGUGGUCCCCAAGUGGCUCCAUGGACUGGGGGUUACUGAUUCUGUUAGUGCAGCCUCAGCACGGAAGAGUGGUUCUGUCUGUUACUGUGUCCUCACCCUCAGCCUAGUGGGGCACGUUCCUCCCAUUCUUGUCCAGCCUCAGACCCCACUCACACACUGCUGAGAACCCAGUCUCCAGGCAGCCAGAGGCCCAGCUCCAGGUCACUUAGCUACUGAACUCUGGAAACCGGCCUGGGUUUUGAACUACAUGGAAGGCAGAGUUCUCAAAGCCUAGUUUUAUAGAUUCCGAGACCCGUUGUAAGGAUCUGGGACAUUACAAAUCUGUCUUUGAGACAUCGCAUCUCAACCUGAAUCCCUCACCACCUGCCUGGUACCUUUGUUCCCAGCAUGGCGGUUCCUGCCUCACCCUAGCCCAUCUCCUCCCAGGCCUCAGAUACAGAGCUCCAUGGCACAAGAUACCACCACCUCAUUUGGCAGCCAGCACUGGCCUGUGCUGGGAGUCUUAGGGACACUCCUCCUGUGCAUCCUUUCCUUUUGCUCUCAGGGAACACUGGGCCUCAGAUUCUUCUAUUUUGUUGUGAUCCUUCUACAGGCUAGAACAUGCUGGGUGGGUCCUUCUACAGGCUAGACCAUGCUGGGUGGGUCCUACAGGCUAGACCAUGCUGGGUGGUGAGAGGGCUGAAUAAAGGCUGAUGUGGAGCUCAGCCUGGCUGGUGGCUCUUUUACCUUCGGGAGUAUGGUGGGGAGGCAGGAGGGAGUUUUGGAAUAAGGAGGGAGACUGGUUGGUCUGAGGCCUAAGCUGUAUGGUAUGAGGCUUUCUCUCAGUAGGCCUUGAGGACCCUCUCACCCCCACCCUCAUCUGCCUACCACCUAGAGCAGUGGUUCUCAACCUGUGGGUUGCGACCAUCAGAAAACUUAUAUUUCUGAUGGUCUUAGGAACUGAGAAACCACUUUGCAAAUUACAGUUAUCAAGUAGCAGCAAAAAUAAUCCUAUGGUUGGGGGUUACCACAACAUGAAGAACUGUGUUAAAGAGUCACAGCUUUAGGAAGGGCGAGAGCCACUCAGAGUGUGGGUAAGAAGGAUGGCUUCCCAGUCAGUACAGUGUUCCUCAGAGGAGCCUAGGCGGUGAGGGGAAGUAGAGCAUCCUGCGCCUAUCACUGGGGCUGUCCCACCAGUCAUCAUCCCCUGUGCUGGGAGGCAGCCUCAGGCAGGUUGACUGUGCUCUUCGAAGCCAAAGUUCUCAGGCUGGCCACACCCCCCAGAGACAUAGGUAAUGUUACUGGAAGACAGGUGGGUGGGGCUCCACCUCCACCCACAGUCUGUCACCUCUGCCCCAGCUGACCAGCACAUUCCUUACCUACCUCCAGGAUGCUGCCAUUUCAGGACUGUAGUAGGAUGCCAAUUGUUUGUUCCUGGCUGCUCAGCCCCAAAAUAACCACACAGAAAUCGUAUUAUUUGCAAUAC